This is a messenger RNA of Sinocyclocheilus rhinocerous, 871 nucleotides long. RefSeq names its product arf-GAP domain and FG repeat-containing protein 2-like. The transcript has 2 exons. The record is from RefSeq and is a predicted model, not a curated record. Gene Ontology annotation, cellular component: cytoplasm; membrane; cytoplasmic vesicle. Gene Ontology annotation, biological process: spermatid nucleus differentiation; intermediate filament organization; acrosome assembly. Gene Ontology annotation, molecular function: GTPase activator activity. Lineage: Eukaryota; Metazoa; Chordata; Actinopteri; Cypriniformes; Cyprinidae. Bases 575 to 871 code for a protein of 98 amino acids.
GGUAACACUGGGAAUAAAUAAGCACAAAAUAAUCAGCACACAGCCAUCGUAAACAAAAUACUGUUAAGCAGAUUAGUCCCCACUUAUCCCGCUGCGUUUAUUCGCUUUCCAGAGGCACAGUGUGCACUAAGUUGCCUCCUCCAUCCUCGUCUUGGUUUCUGUUCGCAAUCUCCUCAGAAUCGGAGAAUCGGGUGCGCAACAGCAGAGUCUGCGCGCCGUUAACGGUGUGACACUGUGCGAACGGAGAGGACUCAGCAGAGCGCGGAAGAAUAAUGAUCCCGCGCCCGUGAGAAUCGAAUUGUCUUUGCGCCCAGCAAUGAAUAAAUAAACAGGGCGGUUGGAAAACCCCCGGGCGGAUCGGCCAGUCGUGACCACGGGAGACUACGCAUGUAAGAUCGUUUCAUGUCAAUUCAAGUGCAUGAGAAGACCACCAGCCGCAUAGUCGCUUUCAGAAUGCAGGCGUGAGAAGAAACGUACUACGGCGGGGGAAUUAAAGUGCGACGACGGGCGAGUGAACGGCACCCCCACAACAGUCUUGAGGGCCAGGGAGUGCGCGCGACUGCAGGGCACCAGCAUGUCGAACCGAAAACACCGGGACAACCAGGAGAUAUGCGCCCGCAAGGUCCGAGAGCUCGCCCAGACGGGAGUGAACAAGCACUGCUUCGAGUGCAACCAACCCGGGGUGACUUACAUCGACAUCACCGUGGGCUGCUUCGUAUGCACGUCAUGCUCCGGAAUGCUGAGAGGGCUCAACCCACCCCACAGAGUUAAGUCUAUUUCCAUGACAACCUUCUCCCAACAGGAAGUGGAGUUUUUGCAAAACCAUGGGAACGAGGUGAAUGACAGGUCUACUAGUAGCCUACAUAAGUGA